Molecule: messenger RNA, 3408 nt
Organism: Megalops cyprinoides (Indo-Pacific tarpon)
Lineage: Eukaryota; Metazoa; Chordata; Actinopteri; Elopiformes; Megalopidae
Product: sorting nexin-18-like
Exons: 2
Coding region: 309-2060 (583 amino acids)
Biological process (GO): plasma membrane tubulation; endocytosis; cleavage furrow formation
Cellular component (GO): cytoplasmic vesicle; plasma membrane
Molecular function (GO): phosphatidylinositol binding; protein binding
Source: RefSeq, a predicted model, not a curated record
UACGGCAUCUGGAACAACGAACUGCGAGAGCCCUAACUUCAUAUGGAAAAAGACAGCCGAAUCGGAUCAGACUUUUACAGGAAAAAAGAGAUGCUUUAAUUAACAGUUGUCUGGAGUUCCGAUGCUGAUCGUCGAUGGGAGAUACAAGGAACAGGAUAAUAUAUAAACUGAAGAGGAGUUACUCCACAAAGUAAUUAGCUAGCUAGCUGUCUUGUUGUGCGUUAGAUUAGGUGUCCUGCCAAUCUCUCGGAGUCAGCUAGCUAGCUAGUUACUGCGCUCGAUCUGUUAAUCAGCUCUUGCUCCGAAUUAUGGCGCUAAGGGCGAGGGCUUUGUAUGACUUUAAUUCCGAAAAUCCUGGGGAAAUUUCAGUGAAGGAAAACGAGAUCCUCACCUUGUACUGCGAACAAGAUAUAGAGGGAUGGUUGGAGGGAGCGAACAGCAGAGGGGAGAGAGGGCUCUUCCCUGCCUCCUACGUGGAGAUCCUCAAAAACGACACGGUCUCCUCGUAUAACAACAACAGCACUUCUGGGGACGCGUACCAAAGUUCAAGGUAUGCCAACAUCCCCGCCGGUGGCUACGACACCUCUUACAAACCGCAGAAUCAGGAUAAUUUAACGAAUGCCCCUGCUUCCAGUUUUACAUUUCCCGUUACAGCUCAGCAGCAGCACAGUUAUCAGACUAGCCAAGGGAGCGAUGAUGACUGGGACGACGACUGGGAUGACAGUUCCACUGUUGCAGACGAGCCCGGUGUUAUUGGAGGAAGUUAUCAGGAUCAUGAUUAUGGCAAUGGACCUUCCACGUACAGAGUCUCCACUUCUUUGCCUCGAGGCGGGAGCGCACAACAGGCGAAAAGUUCGGCAACUGUCGGCAGAAACCUCAACAGGUUUUCAACCUUUGUAAAAUCCGGAGGGGAGGCUUUUGUGCUGGGAGAAGCGUCCGGUUUUGUUAAGGACGGGGACAAGAUCUGCGUCGUGAUGGGCCAGUAUGGCCCCGAGUGGCAGGAGAACCCGUACCCGUUCACGUGCACCAUUGACGACCCCACCAAGCAGACUAAAUUCAAAGGCAUGAAAAGUUACAUGUCUUACAAACUGACGCCUACCCACACGCAGAGCCAGGUGAACAGAAGGUACAAACAUUUUGACUGGCUGUACGCCAGGUUAGUGGAGAAAUUUCCAGUGAUCUCGGUUCCCCACCUACCUGAGAAACAGGCGACCGGCAGGUUUGAGGAGGACUUCAUCUCCAAGCGAAGGAAAGGCCUCAUAUGGUGGAUGAAUCAUAUGACCAGCCAUCCGGUCUUAGCCCGGUGUGAUGUCUUUCAGCACUUCCUCACCUGCAGCAGCACUGACGAAAAAGCCUGGAAACAGGGCAAAAGAAAGGCAGAGAAGGAUGAGAUGGUAGGGGCUAACUUCUUCCUCACCAUCGGCACCCCGGCUGCGCCGCUCGACCUGCAGGACGUGGAGAGCAAAAUUGAUGCAUUCAAAGCUUUCACCAAAAAGAUGGACGACAGCGUGCUGCAAGUCAACGCCACCAUCAGCGAGUUUGCCAGGAAACAGAUAACGGGAUUUAAGAAAGAGUACCAGAAAGUUGGACAUUCUUUUAAAGUUCUUAGCCAAGCUUUCGAACUUGACCAACAGGUUUACUCUUCCGGUUUAAACUACGCCAUCGUAUACACAGGAGAAGCCUAUGAUACAAUUGGAGACUAUUUUGCUGAGCAGCCCCGGCACGAUCUUGACCCUGUAAUGGAUCUGUUGGCUCUCUAUCAAGGGCAUCUGGCUAACUAUCCAGAUAUCAUCCAUGUUCAGAAAGGGGCGCUGACCAAAGUAAAGGAGAGCCAGAGGCACGUGGAGGAGGGCAAGAUGGAGGCGGCGCAGGCCGAGGGCAUUGGUGAGCGCUGCAACAUCAUCUCCUGUGCCACGCUGGCCGAGAUCCAGCACUUCCACCAGAUCCGUGUGCGCGACUUCAAGGCCCAGAUGCAGCACUACCUGCAGCAGCAGAUCUGCUUCUUCCGCAAGGUCACCGGCAAGCUGGAGGAGGCCCUGCAGAAGUACGACAACGCCUAGGGGAGGCCCCACCCCCGUCCCCGCCCCUCCUGCCCCGCCCCGACGCUACAGCGCCAUCUGCAGAGCAACGUGUGCUCAGCAAGCACCACUCAAGCAAUACGAUCAAGACACAGAGAGAGACAGAGCCCCUCCUACACACCAAGUUCCAGUGAAUGCUGAUGAGUUGCUUGGAUUCCCGCUUGAUGGCCCUUGCCCUGAAGGGCAGGGCAGUUGAUUUAAAAAAAAAAAGUUCAUGGAUUGUGUUUUAACCCUUUUUAAAAUCACUUGAGUCAUCCAAUGGAUUUUAUGUUUUUAAGGGUAACUGUGCAACAGCAAGGCCUUCCAAGGCCUGCAGCCCUGCAGUGGUUGGGUGGUCACAGUAGAUGGGUGGGUGCUGAUGAUGUUCCAUAUUUGUGUAAUAGAGACAAAUAGGUAGUCUGUAUCAUGAAAGCAGGUUAUAGUAUUGCUUAGUCUACCAGUAUAAUUUAAGAUUAUUAGCCUAACCACACUGCUAUUACAGAAACUGUUAUGAGAUUAUGUAUGUCUUGAGGAUUCAAAAGGAAGCUCAGAUUAAUAGAAGGCCACUAAUAUACUGUUAGCACUAUCUGGCCUAUCACCUCUGCCUUGGAAACUCCCUGCUGGUGUGUAGAGCCCUCUGAAUCUUUCCAAAUCUAAAACAAAAUGUUUACAGUUUCCCAGCAGAGCAGCUAACAUCACUGUGCCUUUGAAUGAUUUCUCCUCAGCAUCUUUUAUAACUUUGAAAAGAUAUAGAUAUAUAUUUGCAGAUUUGACAGACCCUGUUGUACUUCUCCUUCCUCUGGUGCUGUGUGAAAGCUGGGUGAGGAGGACUUGCUGCAGUACGAGCGGCCCAGUGGAAGUGGCCCCCUGCCUGUGGGCUUUGUCUGCCUCGCUGUAGCUCGGACGCCAUCCCCGCUGACUGUGAGGCAACUCCAUGAAAAUUUUUAUUUUCGGAAUGUCGGCAGUGAAAGGAUUAUAUUUUGAUCCAUAAAUGAGUCAGAAUCUUGGGUCCAAGAGAGUCUUGGGCAGGAGCCUGACAGUGGAGCGGAGUAUGAAAACCGAGGUGAGGUUUUUACUGUGUGCCACCAGCAGCCCCCCCACUGGACAGCCUCUGGGAGCCUGUGUUGCAGGAAGGCGUCUGCCUCAUGCAGCCUGAUGUCCCCUGGCUGGUGUGGCCUUUCCACAGGUUUUAACACAAGAUGAGCUAGGUGCUCCUGCACCCUGUGUUCUCUGGAGCAGUCAGUACAGAGCUGGACAUUUCAGCUGGCUGCUGUAAUUUUAUUAUAAUGCCCUGUGUUAGAGAAAUGACACCUGGUUUAGUGUAGAAACUGAAAUAACAGAAAAAAAUAAA